AUGUGUGCUGUUUUCCCAUUUCACAAGCAUCCUACCGCCGUUCGCGCGAACUUGGAUUCAGGGUUUCCACAUCGCGUCAUUUGUGAAUUGGAAACCGACAUUGGUUGUAUGCCUCCGUCAUUAAUUGACCAUAGCAUCAGUGAAGACGAGGUAUUAAUUUCGUUAUACCAACGUGCAUUCCUGUGGGUGUUGUUCGUACCACUAUCCCGUUGGGCGAUUUCACGUCAGGUGAGUCAAGCCACUUGGGCUAAAUUCUCGUUUACAAGUGGUAGUCCAGACGUGUCUUUAGCGAUCAAGUGUGGGGUCAAUCUUGUAUGCCAGCACAAUAUGGAGGAGCUUGCUCGUACAAUUGUACAACUCUGGACCUCGUAUGAUGACUAUUCCCAUGUCAUCCGUAACUCUUGCAAGGAGCCAACAGUCUAUAGAAGAUUGCACAUUUAUGAUGAUGAAGCCCGUGGAACUGGCAGCUCUUAUGAGGAGGAUCCACACCCUCAACGCCAGUCCUUUCCUCCGGCUAUGGAGGAGACUAGUGCCGGAACUCAGCAGCAUUCUUAUGAGGUCCCACCCUCUCCCAACAAUUCCUUAAGUACGGGCCCUCUGGACUUUCAUCCGUGGUUCUAUUAUGAUUUUUGCUUCCCUCCAAGUAAAGUAACCCAAGAGUGGUUCAGUCAUCGGAGUCAUGGGCACUCAGUGACAAUUGACAUACCACCAAAUUUGUACAAUGAUAACAAUUGGAUGGGACUCGCUCUAUAUGCUUCUUUUUCAAUAAACGGGGAUCGAGAAACCGUGCUUGAGAAUGUGAAUUCAAAAAUUCGGCAAUUCCUAUAUGUUCAAUUGGUAGCAAAUGUAGCUGGUGUGGAUGAUAUAUUUAUUAAAGGUUGUCAGACCAGUACAUUAGAAAUCGUGUGGUUAAAUAAUAUAGGUGAAUUCAUUUGGAUAUCCUAUGUACCAGGGGAGUUCAUUUGUAAGUGA
Corylus avellana is the source of this 972-nucleotide messenger RNA. The record is from RefSeq and is a predicted model, not a curated record. NCBI's taxonomy places the organism in Eukaryota, Viridiplantae, Streptophyta, Magnoliopsida, Fagales, Betulaceae.